UACGUCAACUUGCUUGAGAUUUCGUUUCUCUUAUGUCAAAAUGGGAGUGAAAACUCUCAGGAAAACAAUGUGAAAAGCCAAAUUUCUCAUUGUCAGGAUGAAGAAGAUAUUCGUUAUGAUCGUGUAAUACAUACACCGACAUGUUUACCAAGAAAUCUCACCAAGAUGUUAAGAAAUCAACAGUCAAAAUACAGGAUUCUAAAAAGGAUUCUGCAACCCGAUUGAAACACUUAAAAAUUGUUUUAGAGCACAUUGACGCGGAUGAAGCUAAAACGUACUUCGAGGCCAACUUCAGCCAUGUGUAUUUUAUAUUGUAUGACAACUUUAUCCAAGCAGAAAAUAACCUUCGCCAAAGAGAACUUCCGUUCCAUCUUGUUCAUAAAGCCGGAAGAGAAGAGCUAGAAGGGGCGUUGUCCCUUCUCGAAAAAGUAUUAUGCCUGCUGCCGGAGCUGAUUGGAAAACGAUGGCAGCUGCACUCAUUGACCAGGAUCUUCUCCAAGCUCCUACAUAGUGGCAACUCACAGAAGUUGCGAGCAGAAUCGAUAAGGUAUUUCCUGCUCUGGUAUCAAGCCCUCGGUGACAAUGCUCCGGUGGAAGUUCACAAGAUGUUCGCUUCACUCGUGCCAGGACUGCCCGAACCUUGCAUAUUACCAAGCGGCUCACCACUCAAAGGGAAACCUGACCCAAACGCACCUAACGAUUCCGGAGACUUCAGCAUGGAGGAUAUACUGCACCAUCCGAAUUUUAGCUCGACCACAGACAAUGCCAAAAAGGUUGUAGUGGAGCAAACUACUACAGGUUUCAUGGGAAAACUAGCGAACGUCUCAGCAUCUAUCUUUCAUGAUACAAACGCUUUAAACCCAGUCCAAUGUGUGGAGGUUCAACCGCUACUGCCACCAAGUGCCAAUGAGAAAGCUAUUGACAAUGAAACGAAGCAUUUCUUUGAAAUAUUACUGGAAGGAAUGGCAUCAUCGGUAACCAAGAUCCAUUGGAAGGACCGGUCGCACGCGAAGUGUAUGAGGAGUUUUGCUUUUUUGCUGGAGAGGUUUAAGAUGUAUUAUUUGCCUGUCAUCUGUCCGCAGUAUAACAGCAAGAAUUCAUUGUAUAAACCGAAUUUAGAACUGCCAGUCCAACACAAUAUACUAGACGACGACUACGUUCUAUGCCGCGUGAUCCUCAUCAAAUGGGUGGCGAACUACGCCCACUUCCUCAAGAAGACCGGAAGUGAUGGCGGCCAACCUUCAUCCAUGACCAGCACAGGGUCGCACGUGCCGCAUUCAAAUACUCCGACGCCAGCAACGUCGUUACAACAUGAGGAAGAAACGUCUUUUACCGUAGGACAACCCUCGGACUCUAGCAGGGCUUCGUCUCAUGAUUCUACGUCUAAUACCACACAUCCUAGCUUGGAACCAGGUUGCCCAGCAGAAGACCUGUGUAGCUCUGCCGUAGUCCGCGACGUACUAUGUGGCUGGUCGCGCGAGCACGUCGACUUCACAGUCGAAGUACUGCGCCAAGCUUUCCUGUUGCCGUUCGCUCACGCCGGGGCUGCGCGACGGGUUAUCGCGCUUUAUAAAGACUGGAUACAGAUGAAUGUAUCGGAGAUCCCGCCAUUCCUGCUAGAGAACACGUACGAGCCGAACGAGCCCGCGGCGCCGCCGCGACGACUCCGGAACGACUCGUACCUUGGCGCCGUGGGGCGAGAUAAUGUUAUGGUGCGCGCUGGCCUUCAAAACGUUCUACAAGUAUUCAUGACGCAAGCGGCCAACGUGUUCCUAGCGAGUUCCUCGCCAGUGGCGCCGCCUGGCGGGCUGGGGCAGCAACAGCUGCUGGAAGAGCAGACGGACACGUGCAAGCGAGUGCUCAACAUCUACCGCUACAUGGUCAUGCAUGUCGCCAUGGACGCCGGCUCCUGGGAACAACUAUUGCUGGUAUUGCUUCAAAUAACGUCGCUUGUACUUACCAAAGUACCACCAAAGAGAAAACAGGAAUCACUGGGUGGAUUUUUAGCACCGGCGUUGUUCCAAACGCUAAUAGUGACGUGGAUAAAAGCGAAUUUAAACGUAGCAGUUAAACCGGAGUUGUGGCAGAACUUCAUGGAGCUACUGACGAGGUUGACGCACUGGGAGGAGUUGAUAACUGAAUGGGCGAAAACAAUGGAAACCCUAACUCGCGUACUAGCCCGGCACGUGUACUCGCUCGACCUGUCGGAGAGCAGCGAGUCGCGCGGGCGCGGGCGGGAGGGGCGCGAGGCGCGCGGGGAGGGGAGGGAGGGUCGCGGCGGGGAGGGGAGGGAGGGGAGGGAGCGGCGCGUGGCGCCCGCGCCCCCGCCGCACAGGCAGGCGCCGCCGCCGCACCAGCCCGAGGGACGAGCGCUGGGCAAAUCACCAAAGCUGUCGGCGGGAGCGACUAGGCGGGCGGACACGGGCGCGCGGCGCCUCACGCGGGCGCGCUCCGACCCGCACCUACACAAGCACCAGCCCACCCUCACACACACAGCAGAAGAUACCAAAGAACCAGCCAGCAAACCCCGGAGAUGGUACUCGCUUGACUCGCUGCGGCACUCGUCGCAACACGACGAGAGAGACUCCGCUAGUGAAUCUCGGUCCCCGUCGCCGGCUCCGUCGAGCGGCGUCGAAAGCAGCUCCAUCAAGGAUUCGCCGCUGCAGAUAGAUUUAGCAUCAGACGGCGGGAAUGUCGAGUGGUCAGAAAACGAAGCGACAGACAGCUUAGCCGGGUCAGUCGGCGUCGGCGUCGGCGUCGGCGUGGUGAUGGGCGGCGGCGCCCGCGGCUGGCUGCCCGACGUCGCCGCCGUCAUGUGGCGCCGCAUGCUGGCCGCCCUCGGGGACCCCAACCUGCUGCGCGACCCGCAGGCGCACAAGAACCUCUACAAGUACCUCAUACACCUCAACGCUACUCUACUGAAGAUAAGCCAAAAUCAGACGCUAAAUGGCAACACGGAGAUCCAUGUGCCUUUUAACCUGGUGGCAGGAUGGUGCCUCGAGGCAGAGGCGCUGCCGCCUUCGCACAGGGCUGGCAAACUCAUGGCGCUACGACUACUGUGCGAGAGCACGCAAGCGCAAGCCCAGGGCCCGGGCGCGCCGUCGUCGUGCAACAACCGGCUACAUCUCGCACACCUGCAUUUGUACCAGCGCGCGCUCCACCAUGGCUUGACGGGCGAGGACCGAUCCGUAGUAGACGUGCUGGUCGAGUACGCCGCGCCCCGCUACCUGUCCCUGGCUCUCGACGGCUACUCGCUACUACUACUUGACUUCGUGCACGCGUCCACGGUCGUGCUCAACUCCUCCGACAUGGGGCCCACGUGUCCCCGAACAGCAGCGGUGACGUUCCUAGGCUCACUGCUCGCGCUACCCGACUCCCUGAUGAGCGCGCCCAUGUUACAACCGUACCCCCAUCAAUACAACACCGUCUCGUGCCCGGAUCUCAAGGAACACGUGCUAAACAUAGUAGUCCGCGUGUGCCGGCGGGAAGGCGCGGCCGCGGCGCGCUGCUGCGGCGCCUGCGCGCUGACCGCUCACGUGUGCCGCCUGCUGGCCACCAGGCAGCACUGCCCGCGCCUGCCUUCCAUCGUCACCUGCCUGCUGCAGAUGCUGAUGAUGAAAAACAAGCACAUUGCGAAAGUGGUCAGCGACUGCAUACUGGUGUUAGCCGACUACACGGACCGCAUAGUUGAAAUGUAUCCGGGGCUCGCUGGUAAAAUAAUAAAGUGGAUCUGCGCAUGCUUGGCCCAACUCGCGAGCAGCAGCGGACGCGACUCAGUGAAGCCUUUGGCUGGCUCGCUGCUCCUAUGUCUCGCCGAGUUCGCCGUACGGUGUGGCCCCACGUAUCUCAUGCAGGAAAAAGAGGGCGACCAGACGCUGUUACUUAUUAUAUUCAAGGUGCUAUAUGCUGUGAUGCGAGGAACCAACACCGAAAUAGAAGGACUAUCAUUACCAGUGGACGAGGACUUCGACCCCAACAUCCAGCAUGGACAAGACAAUCUAGGCCAGAAAGCUGCUCCGGCUUCCACCGUAGAUGUGAAGCUAUGGGCGCAGACGAUCUGCACGCAACUAGUGCUGUUUCUCGGCCACUGGCCUCUGUGGAGCAGCUGCCAGCUCUCGUGCGGCGUGGGCGAGCAGCACGACAGCUCGCCGUCGCUCGGGGUGGAGCUGGGCGGCGCCGUGCUGUCCGCGCCGCACAUCCAGCUGCUGCGGCUCAGCGACGCCACGCUUGCCUCGCUGGUCGAGCUGCCGGCGCUGCCGCCGCCGCCGCCCGCGCCCGGUCUAGCGACAUCAGAUCGGCAGGUGCGUGUUCUACUCCGCGACAUCGCGGGGAAGGCGUGCUGGGACGCCUCGGCGUUGUACUACGAUCCCUCCUACUGCGCGGAGCAAGAGCCCGAACCGUUGGCUUUACCUGAGAGCGUGGAGAGUCCGCGCGAUAACACGUUGUCAUCAUUGCCGCCGCCGUUACCGCCAGAUCUGCUGCCAGACUACCAAAACUGUCCGCCAGAUAAACACCAGUUGGAUCAUGUUUUGGCUUACAUCGGCCACACAUCACCAGAAGUAGUAGACGGCCGAAGGUUGGAUGAGGCCGGGCCUUCCCCGCUACCUCCAGGAGCCGAAGACGAACUGGUGGCCGCGCUGGUCGCGCACCGGAACGCCGAGCGGCACUACCUCGCCUCUAGAGACAGUGACGAGGAACUAGAAAUACCGGAGAGACCCGACAGCGGGUCAGCGGGCCCGUUCUCGCAGUGCCGGCUGCUGCUGGCGCAGCUGGGCACGCUGGCUCCAUCGCGACGCGCGCACGCUCAGCUGCUUCGCCGCUCCGAGCGCCUGCUGCGAGAACUGCGGAAUCUCGAUGCGCAGAGGUGUCGUGAGACCCAUAAAGUGGCGGUGAUCUACGUGGGCAAAGGGCAGGAGACUCGCAACGAAAUCUUGUCCAACCGCUGCGGCAGCCCCGCCUACGAGGCCUUCCUGGCUGCCUUGGCGUGGGAGGUGGAGCUGGAGAGCCACGUGGGGUUCGCGGGCGGGCUGCGCGGCGGCGGCGGCGCCACGGCGCCGUACGCGGCCACGCUCACGCUCGAGGCGCUCUUCCACGUUGCCACGCGCAUGCCCGCCGACACACCCGACGCCAUCCUCAACAAGACGCGGCAUCUCGGCAACGACGAGGUCCACGUAGUGUGGAGCGAGCACUGGCGAGCUUACAAGAGAGACACGCUGCCCACCCAGUUCUGCGACGUUUUAAUCGUGCUGUACCCGCUGUCGGCCGGGUUGCUGCGGGUCACCGUCUCGAGGAAGCCUUCGGUGGCAGUGUUCGGUCCGCUGUGGGAGGAAGGGCUGGUGAGCGUGGCGUGCGGCGCGGCGCUGGUGCGCGGCGCCGCCACGGCGGGCGGGCGGGCCGUGCGCGCCACCAUGCCGCUCUACCAGCACGCCUACUCCGAGCGCGCGCGCAGCCUGCAGCAGCUCGUGCAGCACCACACGCAGCCCGCCACCUUCGAGCACUUCGUGGAGCGCGUGCGCGAGCCCGUGCCUGCAGUUACCCACCUGCAGCCGCAAGAACAAAACACCGGUCGUCUAGCGGCAGCGCUGCUCGACGCGGGCGCGGCGGUGGCGUGGGGCGGGGGCGGAGGGGGUGUAGGGGGCGGGGGCGGGGGCGACGCCCUCACCGUGUCCCCGCGCGCCGGCAAGCGGCUCGGGCCCUUCCGGCGCCCGCUCCACCCGCCGCCCGCCGAGCCCGCGCACCAACCGCCCGCGCACCACCCCGCACCCGCGCCCGCACCCGCACCCGCACCCAGGAAACACCGAGUGUCCCGUCAACCUGUCCUGUGAAUGUUGUACGUUGCACCGCCAGUCGAUCGUUCUGUGCCGUUUGCAUGAAACACCACAAUAUACAAAUACUUUACCUCGCCCUGUUUGAAUGAAGUUGAUUUCUAUUGUUAAGGAUUUCACAUUGUUAAUAAAAUGGGUAAGUGCCCAAAUGCAUGUGCAAAAUCUUCACCAUCACUUAAAAACUAUUGACCGCGGGCCAGGAACAGAUUUCCAUGACCAAUCGCCUCCCGGGCGAAAACUCGUAUAGUGGUUAACGGCUAUGUAUGAUGAACCCUCGUGAACGUCAGCUGCCGCUCUGUUGGUGGGAUAAGGAAUGGCAGCAAAUAAAGUCUAUAAAAAAAAUUGUCAUCGCCUUCCGCUUGAAACUUGGUCAGAUGAUUAGAUGUUAUUGUGAAUAAACAAAAUCGUCAGCCGAUUGUAUCGCUGUGGAAAUACCGUCAGCUGGUCACAUGAACAUGUAAAAAAUAAAAAUAAAAUUCAGUCCUCGGCGUCAUCGCCUCCCGUUUGAUUGUCAGAUGAUAGUUUAGAUGCUAUUGUUAAUAAAACAAAUCGUCAGCCAGUUGUAUCGCGGUGGAAAGACCGUGUUACGCGUUUCGGUGGCUACCAUUCCUCAACCCACCAACGGAGCGGCAGCUGACGUCCACGAGGGUUCAUCAUACAUAGCCGUUAACCGCUAUACGAGUUUUCGUCCGGGAGGCGAUCACUGACGAAAUUUGCUCCUGGUCUAUAUGGACAGUUUUAAACUAAACUAACACUGUUAAGGCAUGUGCACACUGGAUGCGUGUGCCUAGACAUGCGCGUUGUAAUAUACAGAUCAUUAUGAGAGACGGCACACCGCUUGCGUCACGUGUGCAUGCACGGCUCGAACAAGCGAACACGCACGUGCACGUCGCCCAAGCAGCCGGUAUACUAUGUCAUGACCUUUAAAGCCGCCUGAAAUUAGUUGCAUGUGAGAAUUCAGGCCUAUUAUUAUGACGUCAUCACUACUUUGAAGAGCUCGUAUCUACAAACUGUGGGAUAAAAUGGAGAAUAAAUAUAGAAUAGUAUAGACGUCAUCUCGUUAUAAUGAGAUUUGCAAAUUGUCACCUAGGCGUACCCAUUGUAUGAGCUUAAUUUGUAUUUUAAAAUAUUAAAAUAUGAUAAGAGGUACAUACUAGAUAUUUUCGAAGUAACGACGAUUUGCUAGGUGUAUUCGGAUCUGUGGCACAAAAUAUAUAUUUAUUUAUUUUGCUAUGAUAAUGUUUAAAACACUGUGAUUUAAAAGGUACCCAUUUGUGUCAAUUUUGGUGAGAUUUCUGUGAGAAAUUAAAUAAGAAUGCAAAUAUGAUUCUGAUCGCUUACCGCGAACCACGUUCGACGUGUUGCCUCUCUGUCGCACUUGUAAAUUCGUACGUAAGUGUGACAGGGAGGCAACAAGUCGAACGUGGUUCGCGGUAGGCCAGAGCCGUAACGAGAGGACCUAUGACGCGAGUACUAUCGUCAACUGUUGAUCGGAUCCUAGGGUCUACCGCGAAACUCGAAAUUUCGUUAUCUGCCUCAUCGCGCGAAUAUUAAGGAGUGAAAGAGGCAGAUAACGAAGAUCCCUCAUAUCCAUUAACAUUUUUACUUACGCCUUACCCGUAAUAUGCGUCAUUCGAAAACGCAUUCAAUGGAGUUGGCUGGUCGAAGUAUUUAGUAGAUGGCGUCAGCAUAGCUUGUUCUAUCAAUCCCUAGAAUUAUGUAAAACUUGUUUUUUAAAUGGAAUUUCAUGCUCUGGAUGCCAGCCCUUUAAUCCAAAUCUCAUAGAAAAAGGGGCAAGCUAUGAUGGCGCCAUCUAUGCAAACCUUUGACAGUUGCCAAUCCCAUUGUUUACUGUAUUGUCGCGCAAUAAAGUACAAGUUUAAAUUGGGUUUUCCAUGUCACAAGUUAUGCGUGGUGCUAAUAUAGCUACGGCCCCGUCGUCGAGGCGCUAGAAUCAAUUAGUGUUUGAAAAUAUUUCGAUCAGUACCGUUUCACUCACUAUUAUUUUUAAUCGCUUUUGGCGACAUGUUUCGGAUUUGUCGGAAAUCCUUCCUCAGGCACAACUGUCCGCGGCGGUUGUACUCCGCGCACUAAAAAUAAUAGUGAGGGAAACCGUACUGAUCCAAAUAUUUUGAACUAUGUCUCACAAUAGUUUAAUUUUGAAGUAGUGUUUGUAUCAUGCAUGCCUCAAGAUAAUAAUUGGUAUUAAACGAUAAAAUAAAAAUUCUGCUUAAAACUGUUCUAAAACUAAAAGUUGAAAAUUAUUUAGUCAUUUUAUUCGUCCAAUAUGAGAUUAGUAGUAUUGCGAACUUAAUGAAUUUUUCAUGUACUUAAUUAAUUAUAAGCUUAAGAAGUGUAUCUCGCAUUUAAAUAUGUGGUGUUGAUGUUUGUAAAAUAUUUAUAAUGUAUUCAAAUUCGUCACACAUAUUCGUGACAUAUUUAACAAACAUUUAACAUUCCAUUGACGUUCUCUGUAUAUAAUGUACACUAGUUGUAGAGCUUUAACGUUUCUAUUAUAGGAAUUUAUUAUUUAUGUUCACUAAUUUUACUUUUUAUUUGCACAUUAGAGUUAAGUACUUGACGCAAAUUAUGUUCUUUAAUUGUGGAACAUUCUGAUCUAUCUUUUUAAAGGUAUUAAAAUGGACCACAUAGUUCUGUUGGUGUUUUGAGUAUAUGCAUGAGUUUAGUGAUAGCGAGAUAAAUGCUGGCCAAAGAGCUGGCUUUUUCUCCUGAAGUACCAAAAGGCGCAGCUGCGAAUUCCUCACAACUUUCACGGACUUUCGUUACAUACAGUAAAUUACCUGUAUAUCUCAAUGAUGAAGUAAAUUUGAUAUAGUCCGACUACCCCUAAAAUUGCCUUACUGAAAUUUCCAGCUACAGUUUCUUUCCCUUCUAUGCUACCGUAAAUAGUAGAUAACCGAGCAACGAACCUCCUCCACCGUCUAACACAAAAUCUGGCUACUCUGUCUGAUAUGUAUUGUAUUAUUAUUAUUGUGUUUUUUACAUUGUUUUAUAUGUUUUAAGAGUACUUAUUGUAACUCUUUCCAGUUUACCAUCUGAAGCUUCCUGAAUUUUGACUAAUCUCUAAGAAUAUCUAGGUGUUGAUUUAUGUUCUUUUGGCUUGUUUAUGAGAAAAUUUUUGGUACGAGUAUGUUAUUAUUUUUGUAUUAGAUGUCAUUGGUGCUUUUAUUACAAAAAAAUUGAACUACAUUCCACACUAGGUAGCUUGUCUUAUCAUAUGGAAAUGCUAAAAUAUACGGAAUAAAUAUUGUUCAUGUUGACUUAUUAUUCUGUGAAUCUGUAUGUACUUUGUUGCUUAUUGCUUGCAUUUACUUCACAUACAGACAUACAGUAAGUUUCAGUUAAUGAUGUAUAAUUUAAUUUAACCGAAAGCAUUCCAUCUCAAAUAUCUAGUGUCUGUUCUCACCCUGUUAUUUCCACUUACCUAAUUUUAAUCAGUAUUUUUAUAGAUGUUAAGACUGACACAAGAUUAAAUAUGUAUUGUAUUGAAAUCACUAAGUAUUAAUUUAAAUUGUUAUUUACAUUAUUUAAAAUGUGGUGGUUUUUACACUGUUAAAAUGAUAACUAAUUUAUUAUUAUGAUUGAAUUCACGAAUUCAAUAUGUCACAUAUUAACCCACAGACAUUAUGUAUGGUAACCAAAUUUUUUAUAUUUAAUGCAAUGUAAAAAUAAAGUUUUUGUUAAACU
Messenger RNA from Cydia strobilella, 9533 nucleotides. Its product is annotated as probable Rho GTPase-activating protein CG5521. Gene Ontology annotation, molecular function: GTPase activator activity. Gene Ontology annotation, cellular component: nucleus; cytoplasm. The record is from RefSeq and is a predicted model, not a curated record. NCBI's taxonomy places the organism in Eukaryota, Metazoa, Arthropoda, Insecta, Lepidoptera, Tortricidae. The transcript has 35 exons. Gene Ontology annotation, biological process: regulation of small GTPase mediated signal transduction; positive regulation of GTPase activity. Bases 141 to 5825 code for a protein of 1894 amino acids.